CGUUUGGUCCCCUGUGUGUAGAUGAGAUAAAACUGGCUGCUCCCGCUCCGGAACCCGAGGGCCGCCCGGUCCUAGUGCCCGCUGGAUACCCGGGGCCCAGGGUUGUGGGGAGGCCGGAGGCUGCGGCCCAAGCUAACAGCGACCCCGCUCCGCACAUCUCCCCGCGGGCCGCAGAUGGCCGGACGCUUCGUGGGGAAGACUUUAGCCACCGUGUCUCUCUCUGUGGCCUUGGCCUCUGUGACUCUCAAGUCCUUGGGCCGUUGCAGCAUCGCGGCGUGCAGUAACUCAUUUUCAUCCUGUGGAUUUCAUCUUAACUCCAACACGAUGUCUGGUUCUAAUGGUACCAAAGAGAAUUCCCACAACAAGGCUCGGACAUCUCCUUACCCAGGUUCAAAAGUUCAACGCAGCCAGGUUCCUAAUGAAAAGGUAGGCUGGCUUGUUGAGUGGCAAGACUAUAAUCCUGUGGAAUACACUGCAGUCUCUGUCUUGGCUGGACCUCGGUGGGCAGAUCCUCAGAUCAGUGAAAGCAACUUUUCACCCAAGUUUAAUGAAAAGGAUGGGCAUGUUGAGAGAAAGAGCCAGAAUGGCCUGUAUGAGAUUGAAAAUGGAAGACCUAGAAAUCCUGCAGGACGGACAGGACUGGUUGGCCGGGGGCUUUUGGGGCGAUGGGGCCCCAAUCAUGCUGCAGAUCCCAUCAUAACCAGGUGGAAAAGGGACAGAAGUGGAAAUAGAAUUACCCAUCCCAUUUCUGGGAAAAACAUCUUACAGUUUGUUGCAAUAAAAAGGAAAGACUGUGGAGAAUGGGCAAUCCCAGGGGUAAGCAUUAAAAUUAAGUCAAAUCAGUGUUGUAAGUUCUUUUUAGUUGCUUUAUUUACUACAAGGUUAUUGUGUAUGGAUCUUUUCUACCUCAUUUAUUCUCCAUUCCUCCCCAGUAAUUCUUUUGCAAUGACGUAUCACUGUCAAUGACAAAUGUAGGAUAAUACAACAAAGCUUUUAGAAUCUGAGUCUAAUUCUAAAACCCUUGGGAAAGAACAUGGACUUUGGAGUUAGACCUGGGCUUGUGUUUUGACCUUUCCACUUUGAGCUGAGUGAUAUGGAGUUCAGACCUUUGUUUUAAAAAUAAUCAUAUAUAUUUCACAGGAUUAUUAGAGAUAGCAUGUAAAGCACCUGGUAUUGUAGAUACUCACUAAUGUUGGGUUUCAUCUCAGAACUCAACACCUACUCCAAGCCCAAGGUAAGAUUUUUAGUAUUUUUAAAAAGAUAACACUAUUACUGUUCCUUGUAGUUUUUUGAGUUUUCAUAAUAUCAUCAGGAAGGGUAUACUUCUAUUGGGUUCAUGUCAGUAGUAUAUUGCAAGGGGCUUUUAAGAAUGUGUAUGUGUUCAGUAGUGGGUUUUAUAUUUUAUGCCAUAUUGUGAAAUGGAGAUAGUUUGAUGAGAGGAUGGCUCUUUAUAUACACAUUCUCCUAUCUGCAGGAAUGGCUUUUUUUCUUUGUAGGGUAAAAUGGAAUGAAAAUGAAGGUUGUAGCUGACUGUGACAAAAGCUUAGGCUAAUCAUAAGAGCCAAGUAGUCAAACUUCACUCAGUGCCGCAUGCAGAAUACAAUGAUAUCAUCACAGAAUCUUAUAUUUUUAUUGUCAUUUGAAAUUCUGAUCAGUCAGGGAACUGUUGUCGUUAAUAUAACUUUGAGAGUCAUUGAUCUACUCAGUAUAUUUUGAGCAUCUGCCUUUUGUCAGCUAAUAUUUUAGCCAUUGAGGAUACAGCAGAGCAACAUAAACAAACAUCCUCGUCUUCUUGGUGCUCACGCUCCAGUGAGGGAGACAGAUAAUAUAACAUCAGCAAGUUACUGUCAUGUUAGAAGGUGAUAAAUAUCAAUAUUAAGAAAAAAACUAAAGCAAGGAAGGGGAUUAGGAAGUGUUCGAGAGUUUGCAAUUUUC
This is a messenger RNA of Balaenoptera acutorostrata (minke whale), 1935 nucleotides long. It is a transcript of the gene NUDT9, whose product is annotated as nudix hydrolase 9. The transcript is spliced from 5 exons. The coding region runs from base 175 to 966 and encodes 263 amino acids. Gene Ontology annotation, molecular function: ADP-ribose diphosphatase activity. NCBI's taxonomy places the organism in Eukaryota, Metazoa, Chordata, Mammalia, Artiodactyla, Balaenopteridae. The record is from RefSeq and is a predicted model, not a curated record. Gene Ontology annotation, cellular component: mitochondrion.